AUGUCCUCUAAAGCCGAAACCCCCGCUCCCGCUGCUCCUCAGCAGCUCAGCGGCCUUGCUCUCUACUCCAGAUUCGCCUUCGCUGGUGCUGUCUGCUGUUCCGUCACCCACGGAGCUCUUACUCCUGUCGAUGUCGUCAAGACCAGAAUCCAGCUUGACCCCGUCACCUACAACCGUGGUAUGAUCGGUGGUUUCCGUCAGGUUAUUGCCAACGAGGGUGCUGGCGCUCUCCUCACUGGUUUCGGUCCUACCGCCGCCGGUUACUUCCUCCAGGGUGCUUUCAAGUUCGGUGGUUAUGAGUUCUUCAAGCAGCAGUGGAUCAACCAGCUCGGUUACGAGACUGCCUCCAACAACCGUACCGCUGUCUACCUUGCCUCUUCCGCCACCGCCGAGUUCUUUGCCGAUAUCGCUCUUUGCCCUCUUGAAGCCACCCGUAUCCGUCUCGUCUCCCAGCCUACUUUCGCUACCGGUCUCUUGAGCGGUUUCGGUAAGAUCCUCAAGAACGAGGGUGUCGGCGCUUUCUACUCUGGAUUCGGACCUAUUCUCUUCAAGCAGGUUCCCUACACCAUGGCCAAGUUCGUCGUUUUCGAGAAGGCUUCUGAGGCUAUCUACCGCAACUUUGACAAGGAGACCCUCACCGAUGGUGCUAAGACUGCUAUCAACCUUGGCUCUGGUCUCAUUGCUGGUUUCGCUGCCGCUCUCGUCUCCCAGCCCGCCGAUACUAUGCUGAGCAAGAUCAACAAGACCCCCGGCGAGCCUGGUGAGGGUACCGUCUCUCGUCUCAUCAAGAUCGGUAAGGAGCUUGGUUUCCGUGGCUCCUACGCCGGUAUUGGUGCCCGUCUGUUCAUGGUUGGUACCUUGACUGCUGGUCAGUUCGCCAUCUACGGUGACAUCAAGCGUCUCUUGGGUGCCACUGGUGGUGUUGAGAUCGGCAAAUAG
Messenger RNA from Aspergillus pseudonomiae, 939 nucleotides. RefSeq names its product putative mitochondrial phosphate carrier protein (Mir1). Bases 1 to 939 code for a protein of 312 amino acids. The record is from RefSeq and is a predicted model, not a curated record. Gene Ontology annotation, cellular component: mitochondrial inner membrane. Gene Ontology annotation, biological process: mitochondrial phosphate ion transmembrane transport. The transcript has 3 exons. Lineage: Eukaryota; Fungi; Ascomycota; Eurotiomycetes; Eurotiales; Aspergillaceae. Gene Ontology annotation, molecular function: phosphate transmembrane transporter activity.